Molecule: messenger RNA, 3423 nt
Organism: Zerene cesonia (dogface butterfly)
Lineage: Eukaryota; Metazoa; Arthropoda; Insecta; Lepidoptera; Pieridae
Product: nucleolar complex protein 4 homolog A
Exons: 10
Coding region: 25-1404 (459 amino acids)
Biological process (GO): ribosome biogenesis
Cellular component (GO): small-subunit processome; Noc4p-Nop14p complex; nucleolus
Source: RefSeq, a predicted model, not a curated record
UGUCUGAUUCUUUUCAAUACAAAAAUGGCUGAUGUGCAACAAAAUUUAUCUAAAAUGAUUUCGGCUCAGCUACGCAAUAAGGCAAAUGAGUUUUUAAACUCAAGAAAAAAUGCGAAUAACCUCGCUGAUAUCAUUCAGAUGUUUGAGGCGGAAACGGAGAACUAUACUCCUUUGUUGCUUGCAAUUGAAGUUAUAUUUACGGAGCUGUUAAAAAGGGGUGAUCUUAUACAACAAAUAGUACCAUUAAAACCUGCAGAUCACAGCCCCGAAGCAGAGUACCGCAGAUGGCUGAACGAAUGCUAUGAAACAGCGCUGACUCGCGUGCUGGAGUGUGUCAAACGCGGCCGCACCAACUCCAGGCUGCAAGCACUAGUAACCGCUUGCAAGUUGCUGCAGGCAGAGGGUAAACAUCCUUUGGAACAUACCAGCAGCUAUUACUUCCCCUCGGUUAGAUUGAAGAAUAUAUUUAAUAUAUUGCUCGACUCGGAAAUACCAAUGACUGCACCUAUCACCCGUUUCCAAGAGUUCACUGAGUAUCGGGACAUGCAGCAGUUUGGCUUGAAGGUCCUGUGUACUAUUGCCUAUCGCAAAUCACCAACCCACAUUUACAUGCAGAACUAUUUAGAAUUGCUUGACAAGCUCCUAGCUCUCGAGAUACCAACGGAAAACAAGCCUAAAUCUAAAGACAGGGAAGAUGAAAAAGAGGACAAACUGCUCUGUGCCAGUGAAAGAAAGGUUAGUUUCCAAUUCAGCCCGGUAAAUUGCAAGCGCUACGCGAACAGGUGCUGGGGCUUCGCGUGCCAGUGGCCCCUCUGUGGGGAGCCGCGCACGCACCGUCGCGCGUUGCUGCUGCUCGUCGAAAGGCUCAUGCCGCUGCUGGCCAAGCCGCACCUGGCUACGGACAUGCUGUGCGACAGCCUGGAUGCUGGGGGCCCAAUAAGCAUGCUGGCGCUGCAGGGUGUGCUGGAGCUGGUGCGUCACCACAACAUUGAGUACCCGGAUAUAUACGACCGUCUCUACGCAAUGUUCGAGCCGGAAAUGUUCGCUACUAGAUACAAGCGACGAUUGCUGCAUCUCGCCGAUAUAUUCCUCAGCUCCACGCACCUGCCCGAAAGUCUGGUGGCCGCGUUCGCGAAGCGCAUCUCCCGCCUGGCGCUGGUCGCGAGCCCGGAGGACGCGGACGCGCUGCUGCAGCUCGUGUCCAACCUGCUGCUGCGGCACCCCGCGCUCAAGCGGAUGAUCUGCUGCGAGGACACGCCCGCCAUCAUGUCGAACGACCCGUACCUUUUCGAUGCAGAACUAAAGAAGAGGUUUAAAACUAUUGAAAUUAACUUCAUCAGACCGGAAGGCAUGAGCUUGACCAACGGGGAGCGGCUCAUGCAAUAUUGGGAGCUUGUGGCCUAAUGUGGCAACACUGCCCAGAACGGGCAACACACAAGUAACAAUACUUGUCUUGAAAAUUUUCGAGCGUGGCAACAUCGCGUCGGCCAUAGUUGGUAUUCUCGUCAAACAAAAUGUCGUAUUAAUAUUUUUGUUUUAGAAACUAAAAUAUGACUAGUUGAUAAAUUUAUUGAUAAAUCAGUUUUGUAACUAAACGUUUUAUAUGUGUAACAAUUUUUUCUACAGCAAAUUUGACUUAAGUAUUAAUUUAUAUUUGCAACAGAAUUUGACGGAACACUUUAUAUGUAUGUUUAAUUUAUUUGAAGUAAAAGUAUAUAAUGAUAAAAGUAAAAAAUAAUGCAUGUUUAAUUAAAACUUUUGUCCGAUGUAUCUUCUUUAAAGUUCUAUUUUGUUAACACUGCCAAAUAUGAAAAUAUAAAAACAAAAGGCAGUGAGUGAUAUUCAGUUUUGUUUUCAAAAAAAAUCGAUUUCCCAAAAAGCAUUCUUUCAAUCAUUCGAUUGUACAAUGACCAAACAUAUUUAAGUGUUAGCUGUAUAUCUACAUAGUGCGGUAGUUUUUGUCACUUUUGCUUUUUUUUUGCAAUUUUUUUAUUUUCUUUUUAUUAUUAUUGUUAAAAUUCCGCUUCACUUUGACGGAUGAUUGAUUACUAUAGGUAGCGGUUGUUCAUUGCGUUUUCAAUAGUUAAUUAGAAUGUAAAAAUUGUUUGUUUAAAAAUAUAUUUUUCUUUUUUUAAGUCUGAAAUUAUGGUGUCGGAUUAGAGGACAGUGCAAUGUGCAUAUGUUAUGGGUUUUUUGCUAUGUGUAAUCGUAAUUUUGAUGUAUAUUGUGAUAAUAUUUAAAGUUGGGUCGAGUAUAUUAAACAUUUUUAAAUGAUUCUUUGUAAAGAGGAUAAAAUUAAGGCAUUUUUCACCUGUAUGAAUAAAAAUUAAAUGGAUUAGAAAAAAACACGUCAGUACAGAUAAAAAAUCAUCCUUUUUAAAUGGUGAAAGAAUAGCGAGCGUGAUGGAAAAUAUAUUAUAAUUGAAAAAUUACAAUAUAUUGAUAAAUGAAUAUCAUAAAAUUCAUUAAAACAAAUUACGAUUGCACAUAGCGAUGUUUCUACAGCUGUACGAUGUUGUAAUAUUUUUAAUUUUAUUUUUGUACGUGUAUGUAUAUCUGUGAUCCGGUCACAAGCGUUGACGCAACACGCCAUAGGCAGUAGAGUUAGUUGUUUUUUUUUAUAUUGAUUUAUAUAAUUACGUUAGGACUGUUUCGCAGUUGAAAUAGCGAAAAAAGCCAAUGUUGUCAUCAGUGAUGUAUACAAAAUGGGAGUCAAUGUUUAAGUACGGGCCUAAUGUUUUUCAGGAGAUUUCGCUUUUUUAUUAUUAUUAUUAUUUGAAAUGCCUAAAAUCGUACCAGUAGUUUCUGAAAUAGGCGCGAUCAACCAAACAAACAAACCCUUCAGAUAUAUAAUACUAGCUGCACGCCCCGGCUCCGCUCGGGUAGUCAUUUAUCGUAAUUGAAAAAAAUAUAAACUUUCCUAUCUCUUAAGUUGAAUCAAACUGCACAUAGUGUCCUAAUUUGAUUAGAAUCAGUUGUAAUUUAUAUAUAUUAAGUAGUAGUAAGUACAUGUACGUACAAGUACAGAGCAAAAGAAAGAUAUCGAUGGAUAAUUCAAUUUUGUUAAAUUAUUCGUCAUUAGAAAAUAUUAACUACCCUUUUUGUAUGCAUUAAAGGGUGUUAUACACAAAUGAUCCGCCUCGAUAAAUUACUCCCAGAACAAACCAAAAAUAUGUAUCAUGCAACACCGCAGGUUUUCGGCCCAGUAGUCAAACAUGCCAUCAAAUAUGUAACAGUUUUGUUAUAUUUUCAUUGAGUAUACACAAUUACGUUUUGCGUAAACGCUGGUGGGUAUGAAUGGUAAAUCGUUUAAGGGGCCGUACAUUAAUCACGCGCAUCCAGCGAAUUAUUUUUUUUUGCACCCCCCACCAUAAUGGACGGUUUUAUCACUGCGCAGUGAUAUUUACCAGGCACAAAAAAAAA